Mastomys coucha (southern multimammate mouse) is the source of this 603-nucleotide messenger RNA. It is a transcript of the gene CUNH20orf202, whose product is annotated as chromosome unknown C20orf202 homolog. NCBI's taxonomy places the organism in Eukaryota, Metazoa, Chordata, Mammalia, Rodentia, Muridae. The record is from RefSeq and is a predicted model, not a curated record. The transcript is spliced from 3 exons. The coding region runs from base 1 to 558 and encodes 185 amino acids.
AUGGGCAAAGGCCUUGGGGCAGAAGGGAGCACAGUGAGUGUGGGCAUGGAGGGGUAUGGCCACAGUGGGAAACCAAGGGAGGAACAUGGCAGGACAUGGGGCUGUGCUGGACAGAAGCCAGGUCUCUGCGAAGCCUUGAAGGCCAAGAAGUGUGUUCCUCUCAGAACAGUGGGAACCCACGUGGAAGAGUCUGGGUACAAGUCAAAGGUCUCCCGGGCCUGUAACCAAGUCAUUGCUAAGGACUCUAUCAAGGACACUGAGAUGGAAAUGCCGGAAGAGCCCGCUGCAGAUCUUGGGCAGACCCUGGAGUGGCUGAGGGAGGAGCUGGCUGAGAUGCAGAUCCAAGACCAGCAGCUGCUGCUCACACUGAGGCAUCUGCACAGCCUCCUGGAGGAGCUUCGAGCUGAAAGUACCCACUGGGAGGACACAAGGCCCAGCAGAAGCACAUCGCCUUUCCGAGCAAGGAUGGGAUCAGAGGGCAGAGUCUGCCAGCCUGUGCCGAGGCAGCUGACCCAGCUGCUCCAUGGGGGAGAGAGCAGGCGGAGCUCCCUUCCUUAACCAGCCAGAGGAUGCUCAUCAAAACCCUCCUACCACUAGUGUAAA